AUGCACGGCACUCGCCAUAGAACACGGUCGCGGCCACACUCUCCUCAUCGACACGAAAGAGAAAGCAAAAGAUCCCGCCAUCGAUCCCCCUCGCCUCGUCAUGCGCCCAAGAAGGACCUGCCAUUCGGAGUCCGCGAGAUCUCCCGCCACGACCUGCCGCUAUAUCGACCCAUGUUUGCCCUGUACCUCGACAUACAGAAGCGACUGAAUAUUGAAGAACUCGACGAGACUGAGGUGAAGGGUAGAUGGAAAAGCUUUGUUGGCAAAUGGAACCGUGGAGAACUGGCGGAGGGUUGGUACGACCCCAAGACGCUUGAAAAAGCCAGAGCAUCAGCAUCAGCUACAGAGAUCCAAAGAACUGGCGAUAGAACGGAUGAAGAUGACGACGAGUAUGGUCCACCACCUCCAACCUCAUCCGGCACGUCAAGACAUGACAGUAGCACUCGCGACCACGGUCUAGGGCCCUCUAUACCUUCACUGCAAGACCUGCGAGCCCGCGAUGAGCAAGCGCGAGAAGAGGCGGCUUCCGCCCGAGACAAGUACAGGGAAGACCUUCGUCACGAACGACUUCUAGACCGGAAAUUACAGAAGGAACGGCUGGAAGAGCUGGCACCGCGUGCCGAGCCCGGGACUCGCGAGCGCCAAUUAGAGAAGAAAAAAGAGAAGGCCGAGUCAAAUCGCGCCUUUGCCACAGCCAAGGAAGAAGGCGAUGUGGAAUUACGGGAAGCCGACGUGAUGGGCGACGAAGAUAGCCUGGGCGAGUUGAAGAGGAUGCAAAAGGAGAAUGAACGGCGGAAGAAUGAGAGGGAGCUUCGUAGAGAAGAAAUUCUGCGCGCCAAACGUGCCGAAAGAGAGGCCCGGUUGGCACAGAUCAAGGAGAAAGAAGACAAGACGAUGGCCCUAUUCAAAGAAAUUGCGAGAGCAAGAUUCGGUGGAGGAGCAGGCGAAGAAGGACAAUCAUGA
Molecule: messenger RNA, 963 nt
Organism: Exophiala dermatitidis NIH/UT8656
Lineage: Eukaryota; Fungi; Ascomycota; Eurotiomycetes; Chaetothyriales; Herpotrichiellaceae
Exons: 2
Coding region: 1-963 (320 amino acids)
Source: RefSeq, a predicted model, not a curated record